Molecule: messenger RNA, 1546 nt
Organism: Tachysurus fulvidraco (yellow catfish)
Lineage: Eukaryota; Metazoa; Chordata; Actinopteri; Siluriformes; Bagridae
Product: protein NipSnap homolog 2-like
Exons: 10
Coding region: 67-924 (285 amino acids)
Cellular component (GO): mitochondrion
Source: RefSeq, a predicted model, not a curated record
AGUCUUCCACUGCCCCCUGGUGGACGAAGCGCGCAUUACCCUUUUCUUUAUUUCCUGUGGGUGAAGAUGGCGCCCGGAGACCUUCAGCGCUGUUUAUCACGCCUUUAUUCGGCGAAAUACAGCAUCAGGACGAACGGACAGCUCAAUGUGAUCAGAGGACUGUCAGUGUCCGGUCACAGAAAUCGAGAGGAGAGCUGGUUUAAAUCUCUGUUUGUGCGUAAAGUGGACCCAAGAAAAGACGCCCACUCUCACCUGCUGGCAAAGAAGGAAGAAAGCAACCUUUAUAAAAUCCAAUUUCACAAUGUGAAGCCUGAAUGUCUGGAUGCUUAUAACAAACUUUGUGAGGACGUGUUGCCUUCGAUCCAUGCGGAUAAAUACUACCCGUGUGAGCUGGUGGGAACGUGGAACACCUGGUACGGAGAACAAGACCAGGCUGUCCAUCUGUGGAGGUAUAGAGGAGGCUAUCCAGCCCUGACUGAGGUCAUGAAUAAGCUGAAAAAUAAUAAGGAAUUUUUGGAGUACAGAAAGGAACGAGGGAAGAUGCUGCUCUCUCGUCGCAAUCAGCUGUUGCUGGAGUUUAGUUUCUGGAAUGAACCGGUUCCACGUGAUGGACCAAAUAUCUACGAACUUCGAUCGUACCAAUUAAGACCAGGAACCAUGAUCGAAUGGGGGAAUUACUGGGCUCGAGCCAUUCGCUAUCGGCAGCAUAACCGCGAGGCCGUCGGUGGGUUUUUCUCUCAGAUAGGAAGUCUUUACCUGGUCCAUCAUCUAUGGGCGUAUAAAGACCUGCAGUCCAGAGAGGACACUCGCAAUGCGGUAUGGCAGCAUGAGGGCUGGAAUGAAGUGGUCUAUUACACAGUUCCCCUGAUUCAGCACAUGGAGUCCAGGGUGAUGAUUCCGAUGAAGGCGUCACCCCUGAAGUGACACGUUCGCUCGUCGACGCCGAAUACGGCUCACGACCGCGUGUUUUUAAUCCGUCUCACCGUCCUUUCUGGUCAUUAAAUAAAGUACUCUAAAUCUGCACCAGCAAGAAAGUUGAAAAUUAUGAACGGAUCGAAAGAAACACGUCCAGAUACGAACGUCGAGGAGAACGAGGAGUUGAUUUAUGAUGUCUGAAAAGUACAUCGUACCAACCUUAACAUCCUGAUAAGCCAUGUGUCUUUACACACAUUACAUAUUAGCAUCGUGGCCCAACUCGGUGGAAUAUAUACAUGCAUUUAUAAAGUAUUCAAGGUUCUUUAAAUGUUCUAUUAUUCACAGUGGUUCACAGCUCUGUACAAAAGUCUGCUCGUUUUUCCUUUACUGUGAAAUGUUAAGUGAAAAAAAUGAUUCAGAUCUACACAGUACUGUAAAAGCACUUAAAAUGUGUGAGAUGGUAAAAAAUAAUAUAGAAACUAUAUAAACUUUAUAUUCAGGGAUCAGUCUGAAGAUGUAUAAACACUCCAUCUCUGUAUCUGUAUCUGAGCUACUUCCUGUUUUGUGGGGUUUGGAGAACAUCCUUGUACUGUAUGGCAUGUAGAAUAUAAACCUGCAUGUGAAGCUUUAA